Molecule: messenger RNA, 4995 nt
Organism: Polypterus senegalus (gray bichir)
Lineage: Eukaryota; Metazoa; Chordata; Cladistia; Polypteriformes; Polypteridae
Exons: 3
Coding region: 514-4980 (1488 amino acids)
Source: RefSeq, a predicted model, not a curated record
CUAGAAGAGCCUCCUGGGAGGAGCUUUUGACAGGCAGGCAGGCAGGCAGUCACAUUUUGCAGCUCCUGGCCUUUUGUGCCUUCUCAACUUCUGAGCAGGCCCCUUCAUGCAGUUAAAGAGGCAUUACAGGAAGCUAUCAGAUCGCUCCCGUUCUCCUAGUUAACAUAUUAAGCUAAUUUCCUGACUUUCUGGUAUAACCUUUUUUUCCUAAAGGAUUUAACAGGCAAACAGGAAGAACUAAACUUGUUCAACUCCACAAGUGCCCUGCCUCAGCUUUGAAACUUCAGUUGCUUUCAUCAAGUUUCCAUGGAUUCAGUGGAAUCUGACGGGAAAACAGUGUCCAGCCGGUAAAGCACAGAAGUGUGACGUUUUAUAUAAAAAGAAGACUGAGCUGCAGGAGCAUAGCAGUGAAUCUGAUGCCUCGUUUCCACUGUUGUAGCUGAUCCAUAUCUGAGGUGUAAACGUCUGUGCAUUUGGUCCGCCUGACCCAUUUGUGUACUGCACACAGUUGCUAUGGAAAGACAUCUGAAUCUGCCGUGUGCAUCUCUGGGUUCUGUGGGACAGGAGUCUGGAUGCUCUUCUGAAAUAUCUUCAGGCGCUUCUCAUUCUCAGUUUUCAAGGGAUGUGACAGUCUGUUCAUCUUUUGAUGACCCAGAUUCUCCAACUGCUGUGGAGAAGACAGUCUGCCUUGUAACAAAAUCUUCAGAUAAUUUAUGUUUAUUGGAUGGGCACAAUAACUCAGUUUGUCCUUGUGGUGUAUUAGCCACAAAUGAAGAAUCAUUAUUGCCAUUUGAAGUAUCUUCAAAAAGCUUAGUUUCACCGAGUGUGGAUGUAGCGGCACAUUGUGUGAGUGAGAUUCCUUCACAUAAUGUUCUUCUGCGCUCUGAAACAGAAGAGGAUAUUCAUGUCAAUGAUAUAUCACUAGAUAACACCAUUUUGCCAGGUCAGGGUGUGGGUAGAGUCAAUUUGAUUGAUUCAGAUUCAAAAAGCAACCUAUCGCCGUCUAAUGGAGACCAUCCCAUAGUUGAAGAUUCAAAUAAAUGUGUUCUUCCAGUUGUUUGUGAAAAAAAAAUCUUCUCAUCAGAAGACUGUAUGGUUGAAUCCCUCCCACUGGUAGGGGCAGAGAAGGCAUCUUUUCCAUUUGAUGUAUCUUCAGUCUGUCCAGCAAAGCAGGUAACAACAGCUUCUUUAAUAGAUGUUCCUUUAGGAAGCUCCCAUUUACCAGCUGAAUUACCUCAGCCUUCAAAUAGUGAAGUAAUAGUCUAUCCAUCUCAGGCUCUCUCUGAUAAUUUUCUUUUGCUGCCUGAAACUGAGAAGACAAAAAGCCCAAGCAAUUUAUCUCCAGAAAGCUCUCUCUCUGUUGUGACAACUGAGAAAACUGUUUUUACCCCAGAAAUAACUCCACAAAUUUCAUUCUUAACAAAUGAGGAUUUGAAAAUAGCUUGCCUGACUGAGCCUUCUAUAGAUAGCAUUAUUUCACCUGCUGGGACAGACUGUACAGUGAACUCAUUAUUAGAUACAUUUGCUCAGUCUAAUGGCUGUCCAGAAGGAGUGCUUUCCCUUGGCACUUCUGCAAACAACCUCUCUUCCCUGACAUGCAUAGAAGAGGCAGACUGUUCAACCCGUACAUUUAAUUAUGUGAAGGAUCAAUCAAUGAAUGAACAACUGGAAAGUAAUAACACUUUACCAACUGAGACUGUGCAAAACAGUUGGCCAUCUAAGUCAUCUUUAGACAGUAUCCAUUCACCGCUUCAGAAUAUCUGUACAACUAAUCUGUCUUCAGAUAAAUUGCUUCUGACUUCAAAUUGUGAAGACAAUAUUAAAGAGUUUGAUCUUCCUUCUGAUAAGUUGUCUCCUCGGGCCGAGACUGAAGAGAUAAAUUCUAAUGCUAACCUGUUUUCAGACAGCCCUUCUUUGCUAGACACAAGUGGAGAAACUGAAUCAUUCCAAGGUAAUACCUCUUUACCAACUGACUGUCAUUCUGACAAAGGUGCCUACCUUUCAGAAGCUGAAGGAACUAGUGCCCAAAAGGUAUUAACAGAUAUAUUUCCUUUGCCUGAUUUUUGUGACAAAGAAGUCCAGACAUUUAAAAACCUAUCACAUAAUUUCUCAGAAAAAAUUGUGGAAACUUUCUGCUCAAAUGACAAACCAUUAGACAAUACACCUUUUUCAGAUGGGGUGGUAAAUAGCGUUAAUCUGAUUGAUGCCUCGUCAGCAAAUAUCCUCACACCAGUGGAAGCAGUCUCUCCAUUUAGUGUACUUUUGGGUACAUUUCCUCUACCAGCUGAGGGUGAAAAAAACAACUAUCCUGAGACCGAGACAAAGAGUUGUGCCAAAUCAAUUUCUGAUGGUAUUCAUUUGCUAGUGAGAGAUGAGCAGACUUUAGCCUGUCCAGCUAAAGAGCCUCCAGAUAACACUCCCUUGACUGGUCAAGACUUGAACAGGAAAAGUUUAACUGAACCCUCAUCCAAUAAUAUUAUUUUGCAAGCAGAAGCAUCUUUUCCAAUAAAUACAUUUUCAGAUAAAGUGCACCUGAAAACCGAAUGUGACAGAAAAACAUUGGAGACUGAGAGUAAUGCUGACAAGUCUUCUUCAGUGGCUGAGGCUGACAUACCAAAGUCCAUUAAGGUAUCACCAGUGAAAGCCGAGACUGUUGUCAGUUCAUCUGAACCAAUUCCAGAUAUAUUUUCUUCCUCCAAUGAUACUAAGGCAAACUACUGUCUGACUGAGGUACAAACAGAUAAUAUAUUUACAUCGGCUGAGUUGUCUUUGGAUAAUAUAACAACUGGUGUCAUAUGUGAAGUCAAACCCUCAUUAAAUAACAUUCCUUUACAAUUUUUGGUGGAAAAUCCAAAUAGUGCAACUGAUACAUCUUCGAAUGACGUUAAUUUCUCAGAGAAAACUGAAGGAAGCAUCUCUCCAAGUAAAACAUCUCAAAACAAUCCUUCAUUAUCAAAUGUUAAUGAGAAAAAUGUUUGUCUGAUGGAAUCCUUUUCAGAGAAUAUUUCACAAAUUCAGCCAACCUGUCCAGUGGAGGUAUUUACACUUCCUUCUUGUGAAGUAAUAAACUCAGUUGGAAUACCUAUGGAGAGCUUUCCAUCACAGACUUUGGCAGAAAAGAAAAUUGAUUCACUUGUUUUAUCUUUAGAUACAUUUUCCUGGCUAGGGAAAGGUGAGAAUACUUACUCUUCAACUGAAGCAACUCCAAAUAAAUUUGCUUUACAAGAUGAAAAUAAGGUGCACAGUUUCCCAACUGUAUUAUCUUCAGAAAAUGAAUUUUCACUAUCUGAAAGUCUAAACCAACACCCUAUAAGUAACAUCCCUUUACAAUGUUUGACGGAGAACUCUUCAACUAAUAGAUCUACAAAUAAUUUCAAUUUCUCAGAACAAAAUGAGAAAGUGAUCUCUCGACCUAAAGCAUCUCCAGAAAAAGUUGCGUUAAUAAAUGCAGAUGAGAAGAGACUUUGUCUGAUUGAAUCAUUUAGAGAUGGUCGACUUUCACAAACUGAGAUGACUUGUCCGGUUAAGGACUUUACAAAUCCACCGUCCCCCUCUUGUGAAGAAACAGACAGUUUGUUAAAGGUUCCCAUAGAUGACUUUCCUUCACAGGCUUGGACAGUGGAGAAAAAUGAUUCUCUCUAUGUAUUGCCUGACCAUUUUCCAUGGCAGGAAAAAAGUGACACUGUUGACUCUUCAACUGAAGCAAUGGCAGACCAAUUUCUUUUUCCAUUUUACAAUGAGACAGACUCUUGCUCCAAUAUGUUAUCUUCAGAGGACAUAUUUUUACCAACUGUAGUCGCAAGUACAAUCCAACACUGUUUUGAUAAUGUCCCUUUACAAUUUUUGGAGGAAAAGGAAGAUUCUUCAACUGGUAAAUUUUCAGAUCACCUUCAUUUUUCUAAAGAAAGUGAGAAAGCGAUCGCUCAGCCAGUAGUAUCUCAAGACAAUUCUUCAUUAUCUAAAGGGGAUGAAAAUAGCAUGUGCUUGAUUGAAUUGUUUUCAGAUAGUCUGCUUUCCCAAACUAUGGAAUUGUGGCCUUCAUCUUAUGAGGUUCCUGAAGACAGCUUUUCAUCAGACACUUGGACUGAGGACAAAAAUUAUUUCUGCAAGCUAUCUCCAGGUGUCUUUCCAUGUUUGGAGGAAGGUAUGGUUAAUGUUUCAUCAAUUGAAUCAGCUCCAGAAAAACUGCCAUUCACAGAUGGCAAUAAGACAAAGUGUUGUUGCACUGAGCUUCCUUCAGAUAAUACACUUUCACCAAAUGAGGCUGUAAGUACAUUUGAACUAUCUUUAGAUAACAUCCCUUUACAGUUUUUGGCUGAAAACCCUUCAAAUGGUAGACCUUCAGAGAACUUUAAUUUCUCAGAGGAAAGUGAAAAAGCAAUCUCUCUACCGGAAGUGUCUCAAGAUGAUUCAUUAUCAGUUGCUAAUAACAGAGUUUGCUUGACUAAAUCAGUUCCUGAUAAUAUUCUUUCACCUGAGACAGGUUAUCCAAUUAUGGCAUUUACAGAUGCACCCGAUUCUUGUGAAAAAAGACACUCGCCAGUUGAGGUGCCGUUGGAGAAGUUAACUUUGCAUCCUUUCACUGAUGGGUUAAAUUAUUCAGGUAACAUACAAUCCAGUAGCCAGCCAUUGACAGAAAAAAAUAUAAAGACUGUCUGUUUAUCUGAGGCUGCUCAAGAUAAAGCUUUUGUAACAGACCAGAAUGAGAAGGUCUGCUUAACUGAAUUAGUUACAGAGAACCUACUUUCUUCAGUGGAGUCAGUAGAGCAACUGUCUGUUACAUGCCCUUUAACAAGUGACAAUGAUGAAGACAGUGCUGCAUCUGAGAUUUAUACAGACUGCUUCUUUUCAUUUGAUGAAAAUGAGGAUACAAUUUGUUCAAACAAAGUGUCUUCAGAUAUCAUUUCUUCACUAGUAAAGGGUGAGGAAACUGUCUAUAGUACUGAACCAGAGCAAAACAAAAAUUCUCCUAGAAGGUGAAGAUGCAGAAAAUGU